Messenger RNA from Etheostoma spectabile (orangethroat darter), 909 nucleotides. It is a transcript of the gene prok1, whose product is annotated as prokineticin 1. The coding region runs from base 136 to 456 and encodes 106 amino acids. Gene Ontology annotation, biological process: endothelial cell proliferation. The transcript has 3 exons. The record is from RefSeq and is a predicted model, not a curated record. NCBI's taxonomy places the organism in Eukaryota, Metazoa, Chordata, Actinopteri, Perciformes, Percidae.
CCCCUCUGAGGCGCACUGGGCACCUUUAACACUGACUGGAAAGCAGAGGAUCCAGUGUGAGGUGCCGGACGGACCGUUAACAGCUGUUGUCCAGUGUUGUGGGUGCUGAUAGAGUCCAGUUCUCCUGUUGCUGUCAUGGGCUUUAGGGCGGUGCUGCUGUCCUUCCUCCUGGUGUCUCUCAGCUGCUCCAGAGGAGCCAUCAUCACAGGGGCCUGUGAGAAAGACACGCAGUGUGGAUUUGGUUUUUGCUGUGCCGUCAGUCUUUGGCUGAGGGGCCUCAGGAUGUGUGUCCCAAGAGGUGUUGAAGGGGACGAAUGCCACCCGUUUAGCCACAAGGUGCCCUACCCAGGGAAAAGGCAACAUCACACCUGCCCCUGUCUCCCCCACUUGGUGUGCACCCGUUACGGUGAAAGCAAGUAUAGAUGUACUGAAGACUUCAAAAACCUGGACUUUUAACAGAUGCCCAACAUUGAGAUGAAAAAGAGCAGAGCAGAAACAACAUCCUGAGUGAAGACGUGAACAUGCUGUGCGUCAGAAAUGCAUAUUUAAACUUCACUGGCUGUAUUCUUUGUGUGUAUGUGUGUGUAUAUACUAUAAUACAUAGUUUGGAUUAUAUCAAUACACACAUCAAGGACAGAAACAGAAACGUCAAGAGAGUGUAACCAAACAAGAAUCACAGCAGACAUCUGACACUUUUGACUUAAAAAAACAAAGAAGGUAUUUGUGAACAAUUGAAACAUUUGUUGUUUUGUUUUCACGCUCACUUUAUGGUAAUUUAUCAAGAGAAAUGCAUAAAUAUUAUUGUUGAUAAAAGUAAACUAUAAGAAUAACACUGUUGUUGGAUGCUUGCUCUUUAGCUUUUUUUUCAUGUUCAGUUUAUGUUACUUAAUUAAACAUAAUGUGUGUUGA